Oncorhynchus nerka (sockeye salmon) is the source of this 5031-nucleotide messenger RNA. Its product is annotated as NLR family CARD domain-containing protein 3-like. Gene Ontology annotation, biological process: intracellular signal transduction. The record is from RefSeq and is a predicted model, not a curated record. Gene Ontology annotation, molecular function: protein binding. The coding region runs from base 12 to 3488 and encodes 1158 amino acids. The transcript is spliced from 11 exons. NCBI's taxonomy places the organism in Eukaryota, Metazoa, Chordata, Actinopteri, Salmoniformes, Salmonidae.
AGUUCUCUAAAAUGAGUCUCUCUGGAGCGAAAAAGGAGGGGGGCCCUGCCUCUGAAACGAGACUCUCUGGGGAACAUGACACCAAAGCUAAGAGACCAAUCCAGCAGGAGAGACCAGCCUCCCCUGUUCCCAGCUGUGUGUCCAUGAAGAGUGACUGGUCUAUGGAUCUACCUAUGAAGUUUGGAGAGGGAGACUUUUCUACUGAACAAAGACCAAUCAAGCAGGAGAGACCAGCCUCCCCUGUUCCCAGCUGUGUGUCCAUGAAGAGUGACCAGUCUAUGGGUCGUCCUAUAAUGUUUAGAGAGGGAGACUUUUCUACUGAACAAAGACCAAUCAAGCAGGAGAGACCAGCCUCCCCUGUUCCCAGCUGUGUGUCCAUGAAGAGUGACUGGUCUAUGGAACCUCCUCUAAACUUUAGAGAGGGAGACUUUUCUACUGAACAAAGAAACCAACAGGAGAGAUCAGAGUCAGAGAUUCUCAGUGGUCAGUCUUCCCAGAGUCAUCAAACAGACCUGGCCUCCAUAUUCAGUUUGCUUGAAGAGAAAAUUAUGACAUUUGUGAAGAACGAGCUGAAGAUGUUCAAGAGGAUUCUUAGUCCAGAAUUCCCAGAAGGCUUUGAGAGUCAGAAGCAGGAUAAGGAAGUGGUGGAUGCUGAAGAUGAGAAGCAGGAGAGCAGUGCCAGAGAGGGGGCUCUGAAGAUCACACUGCACAUCCUGAGGAAAAUGAACCAGAAGGAGCUUGCUGACACACUGGAGAAAUAUGAGCUUGCUGUGAUUUGCCAACGUGAACUCAAAUCUAAUCUAAAGAAGAAGUUUCAAUGUGUAUUUGAGGGGAUCGCUCAACAAGGAAACCCAACACUUCUCAAUAAGAUCUACACAGAGCUCUACAUCACAGAGGGUGGAACAGGAGAGGUCAAUAAUGAACAUGAGCUGAGACAGAUUGAGACAACAACCAGGAAACAAGCAAGACCAGAGACUGCAAUCAAAUGUAAUGACAUCUUUAAACCCUUAACUGGACAAGACAAACCUAUCAGAACUGUGCUGACAAAGGGAGUCGCUGGCAUUGGAAAAACAGUCUCUGUGCAGAAGUUCAUUCUGGACUGGGCUGAAGGAAAAGCAAAUCAGGACGUCCAAUUUGUAUUUUCAUUCCCUUUUCGGGAGCUGAAUUUGAUGAAAGGGGACAAACACACUUUGAUUGAACUUCUCAAUCACUUCUCAAAGGAAACCAAACAAUCAGGAAUCUCCAACUAUGACAAGUACAAAGUUCUGUUCAUCUUUGAUGGUCUGGAUGAGUGCCGACUGCCCCUAGACAUCCAGAAGAACAAGAUCUGUUGGGACGUCACAGAGUCAACCUCAGUGGAUGUUCUGCUGACAAAUCUCAUCAGGGGAAAUCUGCUUCCCUCUGCUCUCAUCUGGAUAACUACCCGACCUGCAGCAGCCAAUAAGAUCCCUUCAGGGUGUGUUGACCAGGUGACAGAGGUACGAGGGUUCAAUGACCCACAGAAGGAGGAGUACUUCAGGAAGAGAUUCAGGGAUGAGGACCUGGCCAGCAGAAUCAUCUCACACAUAAAGACAUCCAGGAGCCUCCACAUCAUGUGCCACAUUCCAGUCUUCUGUUGGAUUUCUGCAACAGUCCUUGAACACAUGCUGAAACAUAAGAGAGAAGAAAUGCCCAAGACUCUGACUGAGAUGUACACACACCUUGUGGUGUUUCAUACCAAACAGAAGAAUGAAAAGUAUUUUGAGAAAGAAGACACAGGUUCACACUGGAAUAAAGAGAUCAUUCUGUCACUGGGAAAACUGGCUUUUCAACAGCUUGUGAAGGGCAAUCUGAUUUUCUAUGAAGAAGACCUGAAAGAUGCUGGCAUUGAUGUUAAUGAAGCCUCAGUGUACUCAGGAUUGUGCACACAGCUCUUUAAAGAGGAAUGUGGGCUGUACCAGGACAAGGUGUUCUGCUUUGUUCAUCUGAGCAUUCAGGAGUUUCUGGCUGCUGUAUAUGUGUUCCUCUCAUUCAUCAACAACAAUGAGAAUCUAAUGGAUGAACCGCAAACAAAGUUCAGAUACUUUUCGUCGCUCUUCAGAGAGAAGCCUAAAGUUACUGAAGUUACUUUCUACAAGAGUGCUGUGGAUAAAGCCUUACAAAGUGAGACAGGAAACAUGGACCUUUUCCUCCGCUUCCUUCUGGGCCUCUCACUGGAGUCCAAUCAGAAGCACUUACGAGGUCUACUGACAAAGACAAGAAGCAGCUCACAGAGCCAUGAAGAAACAGUCAAGUACAUCAAGGAGAAAAUCAGGGAGAAUCCCUCUCCAGAGAGGAGCAUCAAUCUGUUCCACUGUCUGAAUGAACUGAAUGACCAUUCUCUAGUGGAGGAGAUCCAAAGCUUCCUGAGAUCAGGAAGUCUCUCAGAAGAUCAACUGUCACCUGCACAGUGGUCAGCUCUGGUCUUUGUGUUGCUGACUUCAGAAAAGGAGCUGGAUGUGUUUGACCUGAAGAAAUACUCCAGAUCAGAGGAAGGUCUUCUGAGGCUGCUGCCAGUGGUCAAAGCCUCCAGAGCUGUUCUGCUGUCAGGCUGUGGAGUCACAGAGGAAGGCUGUGCUUCUCUGGUCUCAGCUCUGAGGUCAAACCCCUCACACCUGAGAGAGCUGGAUCUGAGUAACAAUGACCUGAAGGAUUCAGGAGUGAAGCUGCUCUCUGCUGGACUGGGGAAUCCCCACUGUAAACUGGAGACUCUGAGGCUGUCAGGCUGUCUAGUCACAGAGGAAGGCUGUGCUUCUCUGGUCUCAGCUCUGAGGUCAAACCCCUCACACCUGAGAGAGCUGGACCUGAGCUACAAUCACCCAGGAGACUCAGGAGUCAGACUGCUCUCUGCUGGACUGGAGGAUCCACACUGCAGACUGGAGAAACUCAAUGUGGAACAUGGUGGAGAGAACAGAAUGAAACCUGGGCCUAGAAAAUAUGUCUGUGAUCUCACACUGGACCCAAACACAGUAAACAGACUCCUCUCUCUGUCUGAGGGGAACAGAAAGGUGACAUGGAGGAGAGAGGAGCAGCCGUAUCCUGAUCACCCAGAGAGAUUUGAGGGCUGGAAACAGGUGCUGUGUAGAGAGGGUCUGACUGGGCGCUGUUACUGGGAGGUAGAGUGGAGGGGGAGAAUGGGGGCUGGUAUAGGAGUGACAUAUAAAGGAAUCAACAGGAGAGGAGGGGUUAAGGACUGUUGGCUUGGACACAAUGACAAGUCCUGGAGUCUGAUCUGCUCUGACAACAGUUACUCUGCCUGGCACAAUAAUAAUCCCACUACCAUAGACGUCCCCUCCUCCAGCUCCCACAGAGUAGGAGUGUAUCUGGACUGGCCAGCCGGCACUCUGUCCUUCUAUAGAGCCUCCUCUGACACAAUGACCCACCUGAUCACAUUCACCUCCACAUUCACUGAGCCCCUCUAUCCAGGGUUUUGGGUUUGGGAUGAAGGCGACUCAGUGUCCCUAAAAUAAUGGUGAUGGUGACUCAGUGUCAAUAAUAACCUGACACACACACACACACACACACACACAGGACACACACACACAGGACACACACACACUGGACACACACACACUCUGGACACACACACAAUGGUCACACACAGGACACACACACACACUGGACACACACACACACUGGACACACACACUGGACACACACACACACUGGACACACACACUGGACACACACACUGGACACACACACACACUGGACACACACACACACUGGACACACACACACACUGGACACACACACACAGUGGACACACACACACACACACACUGGACGCACACACACACUCUGGACACACACACACACUCUGGACACACACACACUCUGGACACACACACACUCUGGACACACACACACACAUUCUGGACACACACACACUCUGGACACACACACUGGACAAACACACACAAACACACACACAUACACACUGGACACACACACACUCUGGACACACACACACACACAGGACAAACACACACACAGGACACACACAUACACAGGACACACACACACACUGGACACACACACACACUCUGGACACACACACACUCUGGACACACACACUGGACAAACACACACAAACACACACACAUACACACUGGACACACACACACUCUGGACACACACACACACACAGGACAAACACACACACAGGACACACACAUACACAGGACACACACACACACUGGACACACACACACACUCUGGACACACACACACACUGGACACACACACACACUGGACACACACACACACUGGACACACACACACUAUGGACACACACACACACUGGACACACACACACACUGGACACACACACAUUCUGGACACACACACACUCGACACACUGGACACACACUGGACACACACACACACUCUGGACACACACACACACUCUGGACACACACACACACACUCUGGACACACACACACACACACACUCUGGACACACACUCACACACACACUCUGGACACACACACACACUCUAGACACACACACACACUGGACACACACACACUCUGGACACACACACACACACACUCUGGACACACACACACACACUGGACACACACACACUCUGGACACACACACACACACACUCUGGACACACACACACACUCUAGACACACACACACACACACAUUCUGGACACACACACACACACACACUCUGGACACACACACACACACUCUGGACACACACACACACUGGACACACACACACACACACUCUGGACACACAUACACACACUCUAGACACACACGCACACACACACACAUUCUGGACACACACACACACACAUGCGCGUCUUUCUAUAGUUGUGAGGACCUCUGACAACAACACUGUUAAAAUACCAAUGUGAUCAUGUUUUGUCUUUUAUGUUGAACAACUAAUUAUACAAUUAUAUAUAAUUAUAUAUGGGCAUACGCUACAUAGUUGUACAAGUAUACAAGGAUAUAUUGUACUAUUCAUAAUAAAACAUACUUGAAACAAGAAAA